AUGUAUGCAUCGAAGGAACCAGUUUUGGGUGCACCAUCGAAAAAACUUGAUUCAAAAUUGCCACCGUUGAAACUGCCAACAUUCUCCGGAAAGUACACCGAGUGGAAUUCAUUCAAGGACCAGUUCAACGCCCUUGUGCAUGAUAAUUCACAACUAGCCGCUGUGUCCAAGAUGCAGUACCUGUUCGAUGCAUUGAUUGGUGAGCCUUUUGACGUUGUCAAACAUCUUCCAAUCACCAACACCAAUUAUGAGCCUGCAUGGCUACUGCUCACUACGCGAUAUGAAAAUAAAAGAGCAAUUUUCAUGGACACGAUGCAAAUGCUCCUCACAUUUCCACGCAGUAAACACGAAUCAGUUUUAGAGCUGCAAAAAUUGGCGACAGUAGUGAACGAUACAAUUCAAGGACUGAAAAACGUUGACAUAGUCGUAUCGGCAGUUGAUUCUGUGAUCGCAUACCUUGCCAUCGAAAAACUACCUUUGGAAACAAGAAAAGAAUUUGAGAGAGGGGCUGUACAAAAAGAAGAGCUGCCAACGGUCAGUGAUGUCACCCAGCGCAUUGAGCAAAGUUUGCGGACUUUGGAAUUGCUGAAAACCGAAGAAAAAUCUAAUCAGAGUAAGCCGAAUUCUGAAACGAAAAAAUCUGUGAAAUUGCUUCACAUGAAAACAAAGCCUACUCAAAUGACAAAGCCUGAAAAUCGAACUUCAUCGCCGAAGCAAACAAAUCCAAUGAAGUGUCCUUUAUGUUCUCUUGAACAUGCUGUUUAUUCGUGCCCAGAGUUCCUGGCCAAGUCUGCUCAAGAGAGAUCAGCCGAUGUCGUGCGAUUGAAGCUAUGUUUUAACUGUUUGUCCGACACUCAUGUCGUGAUCAAAUGUUUGAGUAAGCGCAACUGUAUGCAGUGUGGAAGUCGUCAUCAUACGUUGCUACAUCCACCAGUUCAAAAAACUUUGUUUAAUGAUGCCACAUCUCCUGAACCAAGCACAUCAAAGGGAAUUCAUACCUCGAAAGUGAACGAUUGCCCGGUAUUCAGAAGAACUCUUUUGGCAACAGCUCUAGUCAAGGCGCAUGCAUCAAAUGGUGAAACGUUUGUGCUACGUGCUCUCAUCGACCUAGGAGGAGAAGCCAAUGCAAUCAGCGAAAAUGCGUCUCAGCUUCUAAAACUCAACAAAACAAGAUGCAAAAUUGACGUGACACAUUUGGACAAUGCCCAAUCUUCCAGCAACGGCUAUGUUUCAUUCACUAUCAGCUCUCUUCAUUCAAAGUUCACAACCACCGUCGAUGCUCUAGUGAUGAAGUCACUCAUUCAACGACUGCCAUCCAAGCAGCUCCUUUAUGCGGAUUGGCCUCACAUACGAGGCAUUCAAUUAGCAGAUCCAAAAUUCAAUCACCAGAUUCCGGUCGACUUGGUGUUGAACUCUGAAGUUUAUGCUGAUAUCUUUCGUCCUGAGAUCCGGAGAGGUCCCAAAGGCACUCCAUUAGCCCAUGAUACUGAAUUGGGUUGGAUUCUGUUUGGAGCUACGUGUGAAGGAGAAAGACCUCAAACUUCUACCUCAAUUAACGUCUCACGCAUUGAUACCUUGCUACACAAAUUUUUUGAGACAGAAGAAGUUCCUGAAAGACGUCAGUUUACUGCGGACGAGCAGUUUUGUAUUGAUUACUUCAAGCAGCAUACUCGAAGAGCUGAUGAUGGUCGUUAUAUUAUCAAACUCCCAUUUCGCACUGAUCCAACGGCGUUUCUGGGCAAGUCACGUGACGCAGCGCUGAGACAGUUUCUUCAAUUUGAACGCCGCUUUGCCCGAAACGAAAAACUAAAACGAGCUUACCGAGAUGUGAUCCAUGGAUACUUGGACAGCGACCAUAUGGUUUUACUAUCAAACACCGAAAGCGAUUGUUUAGCCUUCAAUGAAAGUGGUUUGCCUGUGUACAAUUGUUUCUACCUUCCACACCAUGCUGUUAUCAACGAGCUCAGUUCAUCUACACCUGUUCGUGUUGUUUUCAACGCUUCAAAGCCAUCAACAAACGGAAAUUCGUUGAACGACAUUGUCUUUCCUGGACCAGCUCAAAAAUCUCAUCGCAAUUUUACUCAACUGGCGUUGUCAUCGAAUCGUUUUCAUGGGAGACAUUAA
Molecule: messenger RNA, 2124 nt
Organism: Sitodiplosis mosellana (orange wheat blossom midge)
Lineage: Eukaryota; Metazoa; Arthropoda; Insecta; Diptera; Cecidomyiidae
Exons: 1
Coding region: 1-2124 (707 amino acids)
Source: RefSeq, a predicted model, not a curated record